Molecule: messenger RNA, 2351 nt
Organism: Nymphaea colorata (pocket water lily)
Lineage: Eukaryota; Viridiplantae; Streptophyta; Magnoliopsida; Nymphaeales; Nymphaeaceae
Exons: 2
Coding region: 911-1954 (347 amino acids)
Molecular function (GO): zinc ion binding; nucleic acid binding
Source: RefSeq, a predicted model, not a curated record
UGUGCCUAUGGAGGCCCCUUCUGUUCGUGGCAUAGAGAUAAGGAGGGAUUCUGCAACUUCCAUAGAAAGAAGAUCAUGAUCCGUUAUCUUUGGGAAGAGAUAGGAUACAGAUCCUGAUGUAUCAAUCAUCUCCAAGAUUUUUGCAAUCAAUCUUGCUGAAGGAUUCUCGUAAAUCUCUCGUGAAACUGUUUCUAUCUUAAUCCCAUGUAUCCAAAAACUAUAUAAGGAACUGAAUGCCUGCUGUAAAGAAUCAUCAAAGAAUGAAGUAGAAGAGUGCCUCCUUUUCUCUCGUGGAUGUAGGCUAAAUGCCGAACCACGUAAAUGUCUCUGUUAUGCUCUGUUUUAUCGCUUCUCUGGUUUCCCCCUUUCUUUAACAUGGUAUCAGAGCAGGUUUAUAUGAGCUCUUGAAGUUGAUUCCUGCAAGAGUGGUGGACGAUUGAGCUGCUGCCGGAGGACAGAAGAAGGCACCGACGGAGCAACCUGUGGUGCCGUUUUUCCUUGGUGAUUCCUGUCGUCAAGCAGGAGUCUAUCUAGUUUGUUUGAUUUCCCAUACAAUCUCAGAUUCCUUGGACACCUCUGAAGGAAUCUUUGAAUUUUUUGGGAAGCUAUCUGAUACAACCGACGAAGAAUCUCCACCACCACCUCCUCAAAUUUUUGGGGUUUUUUGGACUUUAUCACUAGUCAGUUGCUUCCCUUGCUUCUGACGGUGAUCCGUUUCUAUCAUUCUCUACUGUUCGCUGACGACGCCGUUUCUGUUUCUCGGCAAAGAGCAGAACAAGAAGGAGGACAUACCUGAUCCUGGUGGAAGAAGCUUGCUCGGACGCUGGUGUCGACUCAGACCUCAAACCAGUCGUCACAGCGGCUUCACUUUCUGAUAUAAAAUUGUUUUUUUUUACAAUUUUAUUUUACCAUGGCUGAUACUCUCAGCAAUCAAACCAGCUGCAGCAGCCCCAACAAUCUGAAAGGAGGAAACGAUCAAAGCCAUGGGACGCUCAAGAUCACCUCUAUUCUCCUCAACCACACAAAUUAUCUCAGUUGGGCUAAAGCUGCUCGCCUCUUCCUAAGCGGACGAUGUAAAGUGGGAUAUAUCACUGGAAGAAUCUCACCUCCACCAAAGAACGAUUCCAACUAUGAAGUUUGGGAAUCUGAAAAUGACAUGGUAAUGGCGUGGCUUAUGAAUUCCAUGGAACCUCACAUCUCCAGCCUAUUUUUGUAUAAGGAAACCGCAAAGGAAAUAUGGGAUACAUUGAAGGAGAUGUAUAGCGAGCAAAAUAAUCUUACUCGAGUGUAUCAACUUCAGCUUGAUAUCGCCAACCUCACCAAAGACAGCAAGCAAACCAGUUUGUAUUUAAACAAACUUCGCAGCUUAUAUGAUGAACUUGCCCAAUAUAGGCCGGCUACUGCAGAUGCAGACAUCUAUCAAAAACGUUUUGAGGAAGACAAAAUUUUUAAAGUGCUUGUUGGUCUAGGACCUGAUUAUGAGAGUCUUCGCAGCCAGAUUCUGAUGACCACGCCCUUACCAAAUUUUAAUCAAGUAUGCCAAGCGAUUCAAAGAGAGGAUACUAGAAGAAAGGUCAUGAACCCCACAUCAAAAACAGAGUUAUAUGAAGAGAAUCAUGAAAAGAUGGCGUGUCUUGCUCGGUUUAAAUCAAGUACUCGGAAGACUGAUUCACAAAACCAGAACGAUGAAAGCAACUUCCAACGAAACCGCAGUAGACUCAAGUGCACGUAUUGUAAGAAAACUGGGCAUCGUCGAGAAAAAUGUUGGGAGCUCGUCGGCAAACCGGUAAGGGAGAAAAUGUCACCUUCCCAAGCAGAUCUUGUCACAAAAGAUGAUUUAGAGAAAUUUUUUCAAAAAUUCUCUAAGACAAAUCUCGUUUCUUCUCAGCCUGUUGGUAAUUCCACUGAAGAAUGUGAUAUUCCAGGAUCUGGUAAUGAAGAAGGAGAUUGGUAGAGGACGGGAGCAUAAUGGGCUAUACAUAAUGGAAACUCCAGGUGCAAGUUUCUUCGUACAUACACGUAGCGAAAAGAGGAAGCAAGAAUAUCAAAUGUGGCAUGCACGACUUGGGCAUAUUUCGGAUAAGAACUUGAAGAUGCGGGUUCCUAAUAUUAACGCAGAUGGACACUCUUGUGAUGCUUGCGAAUUUUCAAAGUCGACUAGGUUGCCUUUUCAACCGUCCACUGAACGAUCCACAGAUUUCUUUGAACUGGUGCACUCUGACGUGUGGGGAUCAGCCCCAAUAGAAUCAUAUACGGGAUACAAGUACUAUGUGUCUUUCAUUGAAGAUAAAUCUCGUAUGUCAUGGAUUUUUUUCCUUAGAAAUAAAAGUGAAGUUGUUAAGAUUUUUCAA